Molecule: messenger RNA, 5664 nt
Organism: Pangasianodon hypophthalmus (striped catfish)
Lineage: Eukaryota; Metazoa; Chordata; Actinopteri; Siluriformes; Pangasiidae
Gene: prrt1
Product: proline-rich transmembrane protein 1
Exons: 4
Coding region: 1806-2552 (248 amino acids)
Cellular component (GO): membrane
Source: RefSeq, a predicted model, not a curated record
AAUAGUCCACCAGUCAACAAUAUCCAGCCAUCUCUGGUUUCCCCCCAUCUCCCAAAAACAGAGAGUACACCCUCAGAAAUAAGGUACCAAACUGUACUUUUCUUUGUCACUGGUUUGGUACCAUCAAGAGUACAUCUUCUGUACCUUUAGUAUGUAUCUCUAUACCUUUAAAAAUAAAUUAAGGUACAUAAAUAGACCUUAGGAACCACUGAUAUACCUUUAAGGAUUAACUCUAAAAGCUAAUUAAAGUGUGAAUGAUGAAAGAUAGAUAAUAAAGUUACAAAAGAUGUCCUUGUUGCUGGAGUGAGGUGCCACCACAGUGACAAGGUGAGUGUAGGUGGAUUGGCUACACUAAAUGGCUCCUCAAUGUAAAUGAGUCUGUGACUGUUUAAAAUACUUACCAGAUGGCAAAGAUGGUCUACUAGCUUGACCAGCUUGGCCUGUGUUUUGGCUCUUGGCAGCUUGUCAGAGACCAAGCUGGAUUUUUCAGUAGAGUGAUAAAAUGUCUAAUGAAUGUAGAUAGAAGACAGGUGUACCUUGUAAUUUGGCAAAUGAGAAUAUAUCAUUAUCUAUGGAUUAAACUCCGGUUAAGGCUAUGCUUCGUUGGUGUGUGUUAUAGCAGGAAAGCAGCACUCGACCCCAGGUAUACACUGUAUGGCAACAAGUAUGUGAACACCUGAUCAUCACACCCAUAUACACCCCUUCCAAAACCAAACAUCAAAACAUGGAGAUGGUCCCCAUUAUCUGCUAUAAUACCCUCCACUCUUCUGGGAAGGCUUUCCACUGGAUUCUGGAGCGUGGCUGUCGGGAUUUAUGCUCAUUCAAGCACUCAUGUUGGGUGAGGAGGCCUGGGGUGCAGUCAGUGUUCCAGUUCAUCCCAAAGAUGUUCAGUGGGGUUGAGGUCAGGGCUCUGUGAAGUCCACUCGAGUUCUUCCACUCCAACCUUAACACACCAUGUCUUCAUGGAGCUGGCUUUGUGCACAGGGGCAUUGUCAUGCUGGAACAGGUUUGGACCUCUUAGUUCCAGUGAAGGGAAAUUGUAAUGCAACAGUAUACAAAGACAUUCUAGACAAUUGUGUAGAACUUUGUAGUGACAGUUUGUGGAAGAAAACAUACAAGUGUGAUCAUGAGGUGUCCAAAUACUUUCCAUUAUAUAGUAUAGCUUGUCAGAGACCAGUCUGGCUUUUUGAGCAGGGUGAUAAAAUGGAUGAAUGUAGAUACAAGAGAGGUGAUAAAUUGGCAGAUGAGAGUGUAUUUAUGUAUCUGUGGAUUCAAGGCUGGGUUUGGUGAAGGACCAUGUUUUGGGAAGCAGUGCUCAUCCCCUGAUACACAAGACUGGUGAAUGACAGGCACUCAUGAGUUGUAUAUUUAGUGAUUUUGAUGGAUUCUCCAUUCCUAGUCUCUACCUGACUGAAAAUCAACCUUUUUUUGUCUUCCCCAGACUCUCCUGUCUGUCUCUUUAAGACAGCCACACCGUGUGUGUGAUUAAUUCAGUGUGAUGCGAUGUGCUGACAGGAGCCCAUUUUCCCCUACAUGUAGCUCACUGCUCCAGUACUGUAUGCAGGGGAAAAAUCCAGUGGAAUCCACUUGGCACCUACGAACAUUUCGUAUUCGACCAUAAAACCUGGGACUAUAAAAGCGGAGGUCGUAUUUUUUUUCUGUGAAGAUGCUCUGAUAGCCUGAAGGACUUCACAGCCGUUUUAACGUCUCGGUUAACGGUUAACGGUUUAAAAAUUUAAACAAAGGGCACGCGCGCCUGGCGUAUUUCCAACUGAACACUCGUCGCCUCAGAUCCGCUGAGCGUGAUGUCGUCGGCAAAACACGGUCUUGAGGAGGCAGCAGGAAGGCAGCCCAUGACUCAGCCGCUGAACCAAAUGGCUCCUCCACCUUACCUGCCGUCGCAGGACCCAAGCAUGCCCCCGCACCCUCCUCCACCUGGCUGCGGCCCCCAGCCCAACUACCCCCCUCCUCCUCCUCCGCCCGGCUCUGAGGGGUAUUUACAGGAGACGCAGUUCCCUCCUGGAAACCCUCCGCCUCAGGCAGCCCCUAAUGGUUACACGGUCCAGACGCACGGGCCCACCGGCUCGGUGCCUCAUCCUCCCGUGGGUUACCUGCAGCUCGGAUAUCCACUCCAACUGCAGCCCUGCACUGCUUAUGUACCUGUGUAUCCCAUCGGAACAGGGGGCCAGCCUUACAUGCCUAAUGGUACACCCCAUGCAGGUGUUGCACCAGGGCAGGUGCCAAUGCAAAUGCCCCCCGGCGUUGCUCUAAUGGAGCCGCGGCGGCCCCCUCAUGACUACCUGCCCAUCGCAGUGCUCACCACCAUCUGCUGCUUCUGGCCCACAGGCAUCAUCGCCAUCAUCAAAGCCGUGCAGGUACGUACAGCUGUUGCUCGGGGCGACAUGGUGUCGGCGGAGAUUGCGUCACGCGAGGCCCGUAACUUCUCCUUCAUCAGCCUGGCGGUGGGCAUUGCCUCCAUCGUGCUCUGCACCAUCCUCACGGUGGUGGUGAUCAUCGCCUCGCAGCACCACGACGAAGACUGGGAACCGUAGACUCAUCCCAAAACCCGCACUACACUACGGACUGAAGGCGGUACAGCCAGUAUUCUACUCAUAGCGUUCACUGAUCAUCACACAACACACUCACUGCUACAGUCAAGGAUAAAACCUAAAGUGAAUAAUCGUUUCCUGUGUUAGCUAACAGGCACAGAUUUACAUCCUUAAUUAAUCUCUAAUGGGAGCCGGGAACAAAUCACACCCAUGGUUUCUUCUGCAGAAAUGCUUAGUUUUUCAGUUUAGUAAUCUACAAACAACAAACAAACAACAAACAAACUCGUGUUACAUAUUGGUUAUGCACUGUGUUUGCGUUCAGUCCAUUCCGUCAUUGAUUCGUGCCAUUAAUCUGUUUAGGUUCAGUGUUGUACAAUAGAAGUAAGGUAUUUCCUGGCACUGACGAAAAUGAUUACGCAAACCGAUCUGCUAUUAUUUACUCGUAUUGUAAUAUAAAGGUGUUAGGUAGCCGAGCAGAAGUGAUAAUCAUGAUCAGAUUUACUCGGUUGAAUAACAGUAGAGUAGACUUUUACUACAGUCGGUGUAAAAAGAUGUAUAUGAUUAAUAAGUAGAAUUUUGGUCUUUGCUGACAGAGAAACACUUGGCGGAAUGUUUUGACAACUAAAAAUAUUUUUCGUGCUCAAACAAAGUGUUACUGCCUCAUGGUAAACUAGGAAAGAUAUAUAAUUAUUGUGUGGCAGUGUUAUGUUAUGUAUUAUACAUUAUUUAUUAUCUGUUGUGCAUUCAUUUAAAUAUUUAUUAUUAUUAUUAUCAUUAUUAUAUAUUUAUUAUUAUAUUUAGCCAUAGCUCUAGUGUUGAAUUGAAUUAUUUUUAUCGUUUGAUGAUUACGUAUGAGCAUUACAGAUUGCACAACUUCAUAGUGCGGCAUAUUUUUAGCUAAGCAUGUUGCGACACGCACUUUUAUGCACUGUGAGGGUGUAAAUGCUGCUGCCUUCCUUCUGGUUUGUUUGCCAGGUAUGAAGAGAGAACAAGAUAUAAGGGUAAGUUAAAAAGAAAAAAACAAUACCCUUCCCCGGGGGAAACUUUUGAGACAUUGGUUCUUUCCAGAUUUAUUCCUUGUAAGCACUACACUAAUUUAAAAAAAAGGAGGAUAGAUAGCAUCAAAUAAGCAUUCAUGUUUUCCACAGCUCUAUCAGUCGCCUUGUAAUUUACUGAAUCCUCACAGAAUGCAGAGAGGCUUUCAUCAGGAUUGUUGUUCUGGUUUGUCUCAGGCUCGUCCCCUGAAAGCUUCCUCUCCUACGCUCGUAGCCACAGGAGAUUUGUCACAGAUAAUUUCAGAAAUGCAGGAAAAUGUCAAGUCCUCACAGGCUCGGUGAACUGCAUUACUUAACUGCUUAUGCAUAACAGUCAGAAGUGACAGACUUGCAGUGAUGAGAUGGUGUUCUGCGGUGGGAGGGUUUGAGGUUAGGGGUUGUUGCCCACCCGAAUAAUUGUCAGAGACAGGAAAUUCUGCAUAGUCAUUACUGUUUCUGUAGAUGUAUGGUGCUGCUGCUCAAAGCCAUACAGUUUGAUGAGGAUAUACUGCAUUAAUGUCAAGUGAAUCAGCACUCACUGAUGUUGAUAAAUUCUACUUUCACACAAACCUACCAGUGUGAGGUGUGAUUAGCAAACGAAUGUGUUCUGUCAUCUUGGUUUGUUGGACUCCACAAACGUGCUUCCCAUCAGCCACUCUGGCCGAACACACACUGCACAUGAACCUUUGGUAUAUUCUCUUAGAUUUUGGGGAAAGGAGCUUUAGAGUCUUGUAAAUUUCUCCAUUAAAGAAAAAAUCCACCCUGAGCAACUUGCAUAUUAAUAUUUAUAAUUAACAUGUGAUCACCAGUGGCAUCCAAGAUUUAUAUUGAAAUGAAAUUCUGAACGGAUUUUUCAUUGACAUUUUAACGGCUUCCUACAUUACCCACAAUGCCAUUCAACUACCUGCUGAUAGUGGUGAGGUGGGAUUUAGCCCUUGUUUCAUCUCUUCCUAAAGAGAUUGAUGCAGCACAGCUUUAGUCCUGUAGCCUGUCCAGCUCUCUCACCUCCAACAGAUCAGCUUCUAAAGCUUCAGCUUUCACGCUAUCCUGCCGUCAACACUAUCAUGCUCGUCAUCUCGUAGAUCUCUAACUAGCCGAGCCAAGUCUCCAGCCUAGCUCAGCACUACUGCAUCAUGUAGCUGCAUUGCAUUCUGGGACUCUGGGGCUACUGUUUGCCACCUCCACUUUUUGUGAAAAGAAGCUCUUGCUCUUUUGUUCACCAGAAUCGUUACGCACAUCACAAAUAUUUCAGUAUAAGCGUAUUUAAUGUGCUUCAGGGUGGAGUUUUCCUUUAAUUUUUCUGUGAGUAGAUGUGUUGAUAUGAGCUGCCAGGCUGGUUGUUGGGAUUGUACUGGUGCUUUUAUUUUGAACCCAGGACAAAUGAAGUAUCUAAAAAUUGGUUGGAGAUUGGGUGGAAAUCUCAAGCCCAUGACACUUUGCUCCACUGUUUUUUUAGUGACAUCUGUGUUUCUCUUCAGUACUUAAAUGAUGUUUGGCCAACAGACUGAUCUUUUCUGCGCUCAUUUUCUUAAAUCUGUCCGUUUUUAGAUAAAGAGCUUUAAUGUAAAUGCAAGUGACUACAGAUGUAUCGAUGUACCUAUUUUAUCUACUAUAAAAAAAGAAACCAGUGGGAACACUCCUAAUCUUUUGGCUGUGUGUAAAAUCACCGACCAGUGGUUCUCUGAUUCUAAAUGCAUUAAACAGAAGAUCAUCGUUUGUAUUAUAAUGAUUUCAGUAUCUGCUGCCAGUGCAACGUAUUGGUGUUGUGGGUUCUCAGUACCUAGAUAGAACUCCAGCAAAAAAAUGCUUUUCUGCAUUAAUCUAAUAUAAAUCUGGUCCUGUAUUGUUACAGAUGACUUUGCUAAAAAAAAAUAAAAUAAGAGUUACUGCACUCUUAAGAUGCCGGUUUUCUCUGAGCUUGUAAAUGUGGCAGGUGGCUUGUUGAAAGAGCCUGCCUGAUAACUUGUGUACCUGUGCUUUUAAGGUUUAUUCUGUUGAAUGAUGCUAUACAUGCCUUUAUUGUGUAUGAAUCCUGUUUAAAUUAAAAAAAGCCACUGCAGGAAUGGAUUGUGGUGCAGGUC